AUGUCUCCGUCAUUCCUAGUUCAAUUUCGACAGUCUCUUCUUCAACUUCUUACACGACAAUUGAUCACAGAUGUCGUUAUUGACACACGGUUUUGUUCACCGCGCAGUAUUUAUCUUCAACUUUAUCUUAUAUGCACUACACUGUGUGAGACUGUGAAUGGGAAAGUGGAUGGGUUAAAUAUUGUUCUCUUACCUAGAGCUCUUUUGAUUUUGAAGAUUAAUCUGUAUGCUGUAAUUUUCUCAGUCAAGUCUGAUUUGUAUGCCCUGAGAUGGUCUAAUCGAUGUGCAAAAGCUUUGAACGCCCGAAAAUCAUCAGUAGAGAUGGGAAAAGAAACGAUGACCAAUGGUGCCGUCACAUCCCCUUCAGUGACUUUAUGAAGACAAAAAAUACAUCAUAUUGAUCAUACAGUUGACAGCUAUGCUUGA
This is a messenger RNA of Adineta ricciae, 426 nucleotides long. The record is from the annotation of a GenBank genome assembly. NCBI's taxonomy places the organism in Eukaryota, Metazoa, Rotifera, Eurotatoria, Adinetida, Adinetidae.